This is a messenger RNA of Pelobates fuscus (common spadefoot toad), 1414 nucleotides long. RefSeq names its product G protein-coupled receptor 84 (gene GPR84). Bases 113 to 1228 code for a protein of 371 amino acids. Gene Ontology annotation, molecular function: urotensin II receptor activity. The record is from RefSeq and is a predicted model, not a curated record. NCBI's taxonomy places the organism in Eukaryota, Metazoa, Chordata, Amphibia, Anura, Pelobatidae. Gene Ontology annotation, biological process: neuropeptide signaling pathway. Gene Ontology annotation, cellular component: plasma membrane. The transcript is spliced from 2 exons.
CUCAAUUCUCAUCGAGAAGGCUGGACAGUGAUACACAACUUUAUUCCCUUGAUUCCUGUGAUUUACAAGAGGUGUUGAGAAAAGUGAGCUGUAUCAAGAACUGCCUAUAAAUAUGAACGAGACAGAUUCCAACUUCUCCUGCUACCACCCUUCAAUUGUGGACUACCGAUAUGUCGGUGUGACAUGGGGUAUCAUCGUAUCCAUUGUGGGUACAGUAGGAAACGUGCUUACUGUGCUGGCAUACCUUCUGGAUAAGAAGUUACAGACCCGUUUUAACCUACUCAUACUCAAUCUGACCCUGGCCGACAUCCUGUAUUGCUCAUUUCUUCAGCCUUUCUCCGUAGAUGCCUACCUCCAUCUCUACUGGAGAAGUGGUGCCACUUUCUGUCGAGUAUUUGGCAUGCUACUGUUUGUCUCCAACUCUGUAUCCAUCCUGAAUCUGUGCCUCAUUGCCGUCAGUCGAUAUAUACUCAUUAGCAACAACAAACUCUUUGAUAAGAUCUUUUCCAAACAUGGAACAUUCCUCAUUCUUUUGGGGACUUGGGUGAUCGGGUUUGCAAGCUUUGCACCACUUUGGAACGUCUUUGUUUUGGUGCCUAAAGUAUGCACCUGCAGUUUCCACCGGAUAAGAGGGAGACCGUACACCACCAUUCUGAUGGCAUUUUACUUUGUUAUUGGUCUUAGCUGCGUUGGUGUCUUUUACUUCCUAAUUCACCGUAAAGUUAAAUCUGCUGCUAAAGCACUGGACCAAUACAAACUUAAAACUGCUACACUACCAAAGGGACAUGUUGCUGGUGUCACUUCAACAACUCCAGGUGUAUACCACGAGCUAGAUAGUGGGGUGGAUACUGCAGCUUCAAGUGAGGUCAUUUCGGAACAGGUUCCCUCUUCCAAGAGUAAUAUUUCAAACAUUUCUUCUCAGUCCACUGACCAGGGGCGAUCAGUAACAAUAUCAAAACCUAAAGACUCUGGUUCUGAUUUUAAAAAAGUUACCCGUAUGUGUUUUGUGGUGUUCAUCUUUUUUGUGGUGAGCUACAUUCCAUUCCUGCUACUCAACAUUUUUGAUGCUAAAAAUAAAGCCCCCCAGAUGCUUCACAUGAUUGCUGCAAAUCUCACCUGGUUAAACAGCUGCAUUAAUCCCAUCCUCUAUGCCGCCAUGAACCGCCAAUUCCGGGACGCUUACAAGAGAGUCGUCUCGCUCACUGUUGGAAAAAUAAGAAGAUGGUAAAUAAAAAUUGGACAUUAUUACUUGGAUAAGUCACACUGAGGAGGAUAAACUUUUAUUAAUAUAAAGUCACUGAAUUUAGUAUUUUAUGAGCACAAUAUGAAAAGAUGCACUGUAAAAUUGUAACUAAAUUAUUUUGUCAAUGUGUAACACUGCUGUUUUGUGCCUGCAGCUUCUCUGUUCUCUGUG